AUGGCUGAGACGAACCCGGAGUUGCAGGCCAAGCUGCAGGAGCUGGACCACGAACUCGAGGAGGGCGACAUCACACAGAAGGGUUAUGAAAAGCGAAAGACAGUCCUACUGUCGCAGUACCUGGGACCCGAGUUCUCAGCGCAAUUGCAGAACGACCUGCGCCAUCAAAGCCCAGUCCAGAGUGAUGGCUCGGGCUCUCGCAGCGCAUCGCUCGCAGCUCUCUCUGGACCGAAUCCACUUCAGCCGCCGCACAUCGAACUCCCACGACCGGACUCGUACCAUGACAGUUCAGCACCGGGCACCAUGGGCUCUUCAAUGGGGCACUACGCCAGUUCCUCGACGAGCACCACCGGCAACUCCCAGUACAUGGCAUACCCACCAAGCCAAGUAGGGCGUUUCCAAGAGAAACAGUUGGGCCUACGGACCAAUUCACUGCAGCGCAACACGUCCCAAUUGUCCCAAGGGAGUGAGACGUUCAUACCACGACCCCAGACCCCCGAAUAUAACUACUCGCGCGAGGGGACGAUGAUGGGCAACUAUGCCUUUAAUCCCGACACCCAGCAAGGUUUCGAGAACGGAUAUGGCUCACCGGGAGAGGCUAGCAGGAGGAGCACGAUGCUGGAUGUGAACCAGGGCUAUUUCUCCGACUUUACAGGACAGCAAAUGCAGGACCAGCGCGACUCGUACGGCGGACCGAACCGCUACUCCACAGGCGACGCCUUCUCUCCAACCGCUGCGAUACCACCGCCCAUGAUGAACCCGAGCGAUCUCCCCGUGGGUGCUGCAGACACAAUGCUACCACUAGAACCUCGAGACCUGCCAUUCGACGUAUACGACCCCCACAACCACAACAUCAAAAUGUCCAAGUUUGACAACAUCGGCGCUGUAUUACGGUACCGCGCUCGUACACAACCCAGGACCACUGCUUUCUGGGUGCUAGAUGCAAAGGGCAAGGAGACGGCUUCCAUCACUUGGGAGAAAGUGGCCAGUCGCGCCGAGAAGGUAGCCAAAGUCAUUAGAGACAAAAGCAACCUAUAUCGAGGUGAUCGCGUAGCGCUGGUAUACAGAGACACGGAGAUUAUCGAGUUUGUCGUAGCUUUGAUGGGAUGCUUCAUCGCAGGCGUUGUAGCGGUACCCAUCAAUAGCGUCGACGACUAUCAGAAACUCAUCCUCCUCUUGACCACAACUCAAGCACAUCUCGCACUGACCACGGACAACAAUCUCAAGGCCUUCCAUCGUGACAUCAGUCAGAAUCGUCUCAAGUGGCCGAGUGGAGUUGAGUGGUGGAAGACCAACGAGUUUGGAAGUUACCACCCCAAGAAGCAUGACGAUACGCCGGCCUUGCAAGUACCUGAAGUAGCAUACAUCGAGUUCUCGCGCGCGCCAACCGGCGACUUGCGCGGUGUAGUACUGAGUCACCGCACUAUCAUGCACCAGAUGGCUUGUGUCAGUGCCAUGAUCAGCACAAUACCCGCCAACCACCAAAGUCAGGAUACUUUCAACGGCAAUCUGCGAGAUUCAUCCGGUAAAUUUGUGGCGCCAGUACAGAGCAGAACGCCGACCGAAGUCAUUCUUUCCUACCUCGACCCACGCGAAAGCGCGGGUCUCAUCCUCAGUGUCCUAUUUGCUGUCUAUGGUGGCCACACUACCGUCUGGCUGGAAACACCGACAAUGGAGACCCCAGGCUUAUACGCACAUCUCAUCACCAAAUACAAAUCAAACAUAUUGAUCGCUGACUACCCGGGUCUCAAGCGCGCAGCGUACAACUAUCAGCAGGACCCCAUGGCUACACGAAAUUUCAAGAAGAACACCGAACCCAACUUUGGCUCGGUAAAGAUCUGCUUAAUUGACACACUCACAGUCGACUGCGAAUUUCACGAGAUUCUCGGAGACCGUUACUUUAGACCUCUGAGGAAUCCCAGAGCACGAGAGCUAAUUGCGCCUAUGUUGUGCUUGCCUGAACACGGUGGUAUGAUAAUCUCAGUCCGCGACUGGUUGGGUGGUGAAGAGCGUAUGGGAUGUCCGUUGAGCAUAGCACCAGAGGAAUCUGAUGGCGAAGAUGAGGCCGAGGACAAGGGCGCGGCAGCCAAUGGUUACUCCAGUCUUAUCGGAGGAGGCACCACAAACAGCACCAAGGAGAAGAAAAAGAAGAGUCCAACCGAAUUGACCGAGAUCUUGCUGGAUAAGGAGGCACUGAAGUUGAACGAAGUCGUCGUGCUGGCCAUAGGAGAAGAAGUAAGCAAGCGUGUCAACGAGCCCGGCACUAUGAGAGUUGGGGCUUUUGGCUAUCCGAUACCAGACGCGACACUGGCCAUUGUAGAUCCAGAGACCAAUCUCCUGUGCUCACCCUACUCAAUAGGAGAGAUCUGGGUAGACUCGCCAUCGUUGUCUGGAGGUUUUUGGCAGCUGCAGAAGCACACCGAGACCAUUUUCCACGCUCGGCCGUAUCGCUUCGUAGAGGGUAGCCCAACACCGCAACUGCUUGAGCUUGAGUUCCUACGCACUGGGUUGCUUGGAUGCGUGGUAGAAGGCAAAAUCUUCGUAUUGGGCCUGUAUGAGGACCGUAUCAGGCAGCGCGUUGAAUGGGUAGAACAUGGUCAGCUGGAAGCUGAACAUAGGUAUUUCUUCGUACAGCAUCUCGUCACCAGCAUUAUGAAGGCUGUCCCAAAGAUAUACGACUGCUCGUCCUUCGACUCUUACGUCAAUGGCGAAUACUUACCGAUCAUCCUUAUCGAGACACAAGCCGCAUCAACCGCUCCCACGAAUCCAGGCGGGCCACCACAACAACUUGACAUUCCCUUCUUGGACUCUUUGUCCGAGCGAUGUAUGGAGGUGCUGUAUCAAGAACAUCACCUUCGGGUGUAUUGUGUGAUGAUCACUGCACCGAACACGCUUCCGCGAGUUAUCAAGAACGGUCGACGAGAAAUUGGAAAUAUGCUUUGCCGACGAGAAUUUGACAAUGGCUCACUACCCUGCGUUCACGUCAAGUUUGGCGUCGAGAGGUCGGUCCAGAAUAUUGCACUAGGCGACGACCCUGCUGGCGGCAUGUGGUCUUACGAAGCAUCGAUGGCACGCCAGCAGUUCCUGAUGCUACAAGACAAGCAAUACUCCGGAGUGGACCACAGAGAAGUCGUCAUCGACGAUAGGACGUCGACACCGCUCAACCAAUUCUCGAACAUCCAUGACCUUAUGCAAUGGCGCGUACAACGACAGGCUGAAGAGCUCGCCUACUGCACUGUCGAUGGUCGAGGUAAAGAAGGCAAAGGCGUCAACUGGAAGAAAUUCGACCAAAAGGUCGCAGGUGUCGCAAUGUACCUGAAAAACAAGGUCAAGGUCCAGACCGGUGACCACCUGCUCUUGAUGUACACCCACUCGGAAGACUUUGUCUAUGCCGUACACGCGUGUUUCGUCCUUGGAGCCGUGUGUAUACCAAUGGCACCAAUCGACCAGAACAGGCUAAAUGAGGAUGCGCCUGCACUGCUACAUAUCAUUGCCGACUUCAAGGUCAAGGCUAUCCUCGUCAAUGCCGACGUAGACCACCUAAUGAAGUUCAAGCAAGUAUCGCAGCAUAUCAAACAGUCAGCAGUUAUACUCAAGAUCAGCGUACCGAAUACAUACAACACCACAAAGCCACCUAAGCAGUCCAGUGGUUGCCGCGAUCUUAAACUCACAAUACGACCCGCUUGGAUACAAUCUGGUUUCCCUGUUCUGGUAUGGACAUACUGGACACCUGACCAAAGACGCAUAGCCGUGCAGUUGGGCCACAGCCAAAUCAUGGCGCUGUGCAAGGUUCAAAAAGAGACGUGCCAGAUGACGAGCACACGACCUGUCCUUGGAUGUGUUCGUAGUACCAUCGGUCUCGGCUUCAUACAUACUUGCGUUAUGGGUAUCUUCCUCGCAGCGCCAACUUACCUCGUGUCACCUGUCGACUUUGCGCAAAACCCCAACAUCCUCUUCCAGACGUUAUCGAGAUACAAGGUCAAGGAUGCGUAUGCGACGAGUCAAAUGCUGGAUCACGCUAUUGCACGAGGUGCUGGCAAGAACAUGGCUUUGCAUGAGCUCAAGAAUCUCAUGAUAGCGACUGAUGGCCGGCCACGUGUAGACGUUUACCAACGAGUGCGAGUACACUUUUCACCAGCAAGUCUGGACCGAACAGCGAUCAACACCGUCUACUCACACGUAUUGAACCCCAUGGUCGCAUCGCGAUCAUACAUGUGCAUCGAACCAAUAGAACUACAUCUCGACGUCGGCGCCCUUCGAAGAGGUCUCAUCAUGCCUGUCGACCCAGACACCGAACCCGGUGCUCUGCUAGUCCAAGACUCGGGUAUGGUACCAGUUAGUACACAGAUAUCGAUUGUGAACCCAGAGACCAAUCAACUUUGCCUGGUCGGCGAAUAUGGCGAGAUUUGGGUGCAGUCCGAAGCGAAUGCGCAUAGCUUUUACGGCUCCAAGGAACGGUUGGAUGCAGAACGCUUCAAUGGCAGGACUGUUGACGGAGACCCGAACGUACGAUAUGUUCGUACUGGAGAUCUAGGAUUCUUACACAACGUUACGCGACCGAUUGGUCCUAACGGCGCGCCAGUCGACAUGCAAGUUCUGUUUGUUCUAGGUAGCAUUGGGGAUACUUUUGAAGUCAACGGUCUCAAUCACUUCUCAAUGGACAUUGAGCAGUCUGUAGAACGCUGCCACCGGAAUAUUGUUCCCGGAGGAUGCGCCGUUUUCCAAGCAGGUGGUCUUGUCGUCAUUGUUGUGGAGAUCUUCCGUCGCAACUUCCUCGCAAGUAUGGUCCCAGUCAUCGUGAAUGCCAUCUUGAACGAACACCAACUCGUUAUCGACAUUGUGUCUUUCGUGCAGAAAGGCGACUUCCACAGAUCUCGUCUUGGCGAAAAGCAAAGAGGAAAGAUUCUAGCGGGCUGGGUGACAAGGAAGAUGCGCUCAAUCGCGCAAUACAGUAUCCGCGAUCCAAACGGCUCGGACGCGCAAAUGAUCAGUGAAGAGCCCGGUGCAGGGCGCGCAAGCAUGAGUGGAAGUAUGUUGGGUAUGGGCAGGAUGGGACCAGCAAGUCUAAAAGCAAGUUCAACUCGAGCACCAAGCUUGCUCGGUAUGACCACAUCGAUGAACAACCUGUCGUUAUUGCAACAGCAACAACAACAACAGCAGCAGCAGCAGCAGCAGCAACCACAACAAGGCCAACAGUACUACCAAAGCAUCCCCGAAAACCCACCACCCAGCCAAAACCAGGGCGUUGAACUUCACGACCCCAGCGACCGCACACCAACAGAUAACCGCAUGUCCUUCCUUCCCAACCUUCAAAUCCAACAUGACGGACCAUUAGAUUAUUCGCCCGUUGAUCGACUCGGACCUUUCAACGACGAUACGCACCAGCACCAACCUAGCAACUACCAAAACGCAUACCAUCCCCAACAACAACAACAACAACAACAGUACCAAUCCAGCGGUAGCGGGCUAAGCGGACAUGUCCCCGAUGUACUCCGACCGGGACCCGCCGAUGAGGGGAACAACUCCGGGACGUGGAAUGGAAGAGAGUUUUAUAGUGAUAGCACGCCUUACCAUUCUUACGAUAACACAUCGCCGGAUCAGAAUAUACAACAGCAGCAGCAGCAAAAUCAACAAACAUGGACGAUGGACUCUCAACAACAUAGCCAAGGAUACGACCCUGGGUAUAGUGAAGAAGUUACGAGAUAUGUUAGUCAGGGUUCAUAUCACAGUAGAGCCGGUGCAGGCGGUGGCGGUGGGCUAAGAGUAGCGAAUCGCGAUUCUACGGCGAGUGAGAGUGAGGAUGAUAGUUGGAGGAGGGACGUUCUUGCUCAGAUGAACUUUGCUGGGCCUGGUGGUGCGGGUGGAGGGAGUCAUGUGCAAUAG
Alternaria atra is the source of this 5883-nucleotide messenger RNA. RefSeq lists its product as uncharacterized. The record is from RefSeq and is a predicted model, not a curated record. Gene Ontology annotation, cellular component: cytosol. The coding region runs from base 1 to 5883 and encodes 1960 amino acids. Lineage: Eukaryota; Fungi; Ascomycota; Dothideomycetes; Pleosporales; Pleosporaceae. The transcript has 5 exons.